Geodia barretti is the source of this 599-nucleotide messenger RNA. NCBI's taxonomy places the organism in Eukaryota, Metazoa, Porifera, Demospongiae, Tetractinellida, Geodiidae. The record is from the annotation of a GenBank genome assembly.
GCCGCACGUGGAAAAUGGCGAGCAGCAGCAAGGAGUUGGACUUGGGAGGGCUCAUACUGCAGGUCCUGGAAGAAAAGGGGCAGUUGGACUCGUUUGACUUUUCCAGAGAGGCGGGGAGAGAACAUCAGACUGUAGUGGGAGCCAUAAAGAGCCUCCAGUCGGUGGGAAACGUGGUGAGCACCGAGCAGAGACAGUUUGAGAGCUGGGUACUGACUGGGGAGGGGCAGGAGGUGGUGGAGAAUGGAAGUCAUGAGGCCAGAGUGUACAACGCAAGCAGUAUCCCCAAUGCCAAGGUAGGAUUCAGCAAGGCCAUGUCGGCCGGCUGGCUGAGGAUAGACAGUCGGCGCCGGCCGAGCAAGGGUGUUUCGCAAGACCGACGCCAUCGAGACAACUGUGACGAAAUGUCUGGUGGUGAGCAAGGGUCAGAGCUUCACUACUCAGAUAGGGAAACAAGAAGUGGACUCACUCCAGAAAUGAUUACCCUCGAGGAGUUUACUCCCAGGUCAAGGGUCUUCAAUGACCAGCGUGUUUCGCACGAGACGCUGGACGCCACUCGCCCUGGCAGAGUUCCACAGAUAGAAGGAGUUGGGGCCGAUUAG